This is a messenger RNA of Oreochromis aureus, 2586 nucleotides long. Its product is annotated as immunoglobulin superfamily DCC subclass member 3-like. Gene Ontology annotation, molecular function: protein binding. The coding region runs from base 1 to 2202 and encodes 733 amino acids. Gene Ontology annotation, cellular component: axon; plasma membrane. Gene Ontology annotation, biological process: axon guidance; cell-cell adhesion. Lineage: Eukaryota; Metazoa; Chordata; Actinopteri; Cichliformes; Cichlidae. The record is from RefSeq and is a predicted model, not a curated record. The transcript has 16 exons.
AUGUGUCAAGAGCGAGAAACUCUCCAGACUGUCAGUCAGCUGACGACCCAGAGCGCCCGAGAGCUGAUAGACACUGUGGACAGACAUGCAGCAAAGGGCCGGGGGUUGGACUCGAACCCGGGCCUGCUGCUCUCCAUCCACGCUGCUCAUCCCACUGAGCUAAACCAGCGCCCCCUGUGGGUCAACCCGAGCCCUGAGUUCUGCCUGCCGGUGUCACCUGGAUACUGCUUUGGGCAGGUGUUUCCAGUCAUCAUCAUCGCCACCUCCUCGCCCUUAUCAUCAUCAUUACCCUCAUCUCCACAGCCGCCUCCUGUCAGUGUGCUCGGAGCAUUGGAGUUGGCCUUCUUGAAGCAGCCUGGUGAUAUCAUUGCGGUCAGGGACCGUCCCCUGAUGCUGGACUGUCAGGUGGAGGGGGAGGGGCCUAUCACUAUCACCUGGAGACGCAACGGGGUUCCCAUAGCGACUGGCACCAGAGCAACAGUGCUCAUCAAUGGCACGCUGCUCAUCAGAAAUUUCUCCAAGAGACGAGAGAGCAACGAGACGGACGCCGGAGAGUACGAGUGCGCAGCGCAGAACCGCUACGGCAUGCUGGUGAGCCGCAAGGCCCGCGUCCAGCUCGCAUCCCUCCCUAAGUUCCUCUCUCACCCAGAGUCCAUGAAUGUGGACGUAGGGGGUGUGGCCAGACUCACCUGUCAGGUGAAUGGUAUCCCAGAGGCCAACAUCACCUGGCAGAAAGACCGACGCUCACUGAGCACCGAUGACCACAGGUACACCUUGCUUCCUAACGGCGUGCUGCAGAUCACCGGCGUUCAGCAGACUGACGGUGGUUUGUUUCGCUGCAUCGCCUCAAACAUCGCCAACACUCGCUACAGCCACGAAGCCCAGCUGACUGUCACCGCUGCACGAUCCAGGAUCUACAAGGAGCCCGUCAUCCUGUCCGGCCCUCAGAACCUCACCAUCAAUGUCCACCAGACCGCCAUCCUGGAGUGUGUUGCCACAGGAAACCCCCGACCCAUCGUGUCCUGGAGUCGCCUCGAUGGCCGGUCCAUCGGCGUGGAGGGGAUCCAGGUUCUGGGAACAGGAAACCUGAUGAUCUCUGAUGCCACUCUGCAGCACUCAGGCGUUUACGUUUGUUCGGCCAACAGACCGGGCAGCAGGUCCAGGAGGACGGCACUUGGACGCCUCGUUGUACAAGCUCCUCCAGAAUUUGUUCAGUGGCCACAGUCUGUCUCCAGACCAGCAGGGGCCAGCGCUGUCUUCAGCUGCACGGCGUCCGGCGUCCCCGACCCCCACCUAAUCUGGCUGAAGAACGGCAAACUGCUGACGCCCAUCGGCAACGUCAAGCUCACCAACGGGAACACGACGCUCGCCAUCACCCGCAUCACCCCUGAUGAUGAGGCCAUCUACCAGUGCAUCGCCGAAAAUAGCGCCGGCACCAAUCAGGCCAGCGCUCGCCUUGCCAUCAGCCAGGGCUCAGAGCUGCCCGAGGCCCCCACUGGCCUCCAGGCGGCGCCGCUGAGCUCCAGCAGCCUGCAGCUCACCUGGGACCAGCCGGCAGAGCACGUGAGCCAGCAGAUCAUCGGAUACGUCCUGCACAUCAGGAAACUGGGCGAGCCGGACAGUGCAGAGCUGCAGGAGGCCGUCAGUAAAACCACCUUCAAACACGAAUUCAGCAACCUGGAAGCUGCCACCACCUACUCCAUCUACCUGAAGGCGUACUCGGCACUGGGAGGUAGCCAGCAGUCUGACAGCAUCAUGGCCAGCACGCUGGGCGGCGUUCCAAGUCCUCCCAGUUUCUUCACUAAGGUCCUGAACCAGACUGCCAUGCAGGUGUACUGGGAGCUGCCCAGCAAGCCGGGGAAGCUGGAGGGCUUUAGACUGGAGUACCGCAGUGUUUCCAACCCAGAAGUGCAGGGGCAGGAAACCUUCCCAGCACACAUCAAUACCCACACCAUCUCCCACCUGGAGCCGGCGGCCAUUUAUGAAAUCCAGCUGGUGGCGUUUAACGGGAACGGAGACAGUCCGUCCAACCGCCGCCUCGUAUCUCUGGCAGACGGAGAGAGAGCUGCAGCAGCUGGUUCAAGCUGUAACUGCGAUCAGUCUGACGGCUCGACAUCCGCUCUGCUGGUCGGCCUUCACAGUGGCCUCGCCUGCAUCCUCUGCUGCCUGCUGCUCGUCCUGCUGGCAUACAGACGCAAGUAAGGCCUUCACUAUCAUCGUCUUCAUCGUCCUCACAGCCACCACAACCAUCAUCGUCCUCAUCGUCCUCACAACCACCACCGCCAUCAUCGUCUUCAUCAUCCUCACAACCAUCACCGCCGUCAUCGUCUUCAUUGUCCUCACAACCACCAGCGCCGUCAUCGUCUUCACAACCACCACCGCCGUCAUCGUCUUCAUCAGACAGUUUUUUCUGCAGGAGGGGGGAGAGCUGGGAGACUCCACCCACUCUGAAUGGCGUCAGUGGUCCUAAAGGUCACACACCGGAGAGCUUCGAGCUCAGCCAGACAUGUGAUUCCACCCUUCCUCCAGUGAUGGUCAUGGUUGAACCUGCUCUACCUGUUCACCUGGACACAGGCACCAGAUAAA